Molecule: messenger RNA, 2835 nt
Organism: Mus pahari (shrew mouse)
Lineage: Eukaryota; Metazoa; Chordata; Mammalia; Rodentia; Muridae
Gene: Dtwd2
Product: DTW domain containing 2
Exons: 6
Coding region: 58-954 (298 amino acids)
Source: RefSeq, a predicted model, not a curated record
CGCCCCCCGGCGGCGGCGGCGCUCCUUCCACGCGAGGGCCUGACUCCACCACUACCCAUGGAGCCGCAGGCGGAGGAGCGGACGCUCGGGGAGCCUGCGCCUCCGCCCUCUGGCGCCUCGGGGUCACCGACGCCGGACGAAGAGGAGCGGGCUGAGGGCGGCGCACCGCCGGCAGCGACUCCCGCGGGCGCAUCGGGGGAUAGCGCGAGUGCAGACGGGCUCUGGGGGCUGCCGGUGGAGCACGCGGAGCGCAGGCCCGAGUGCGGCCGCUGCAGCCGGCCCCAGAAAGUGUGCUUGUGUCCAUAUCUCCCAGCGUACCCACUCCAGAUCUCUACCCAUUUGUACAUAAUCCAGCAUCCAGCAGAGGAAAGCAAAGUGCUGCGCACAGUCCCUCUGCUAGCAGCGUGCCUUCCCCCAGACAGAUGCACAGUCAAGAUUGGCCGCCGCUUCAGUGAAGAGCGAGAUGUUGAACUUUCAACUGUUUGCCGGGACUCUGGUACAUUAAUAUUAUAUCCAGGGGCUGAAGCUACUAAUUUGGAAGAAUUUAUAUUAGAUUCUCCUGUUUAUCCUUCUACAAUCAUCCUCAUUGAUGGUACAUGGAGCCAGGCUAAGGACAUUUUCUAUAAGAAUUCCUUGUUUCGACUUCCCAAACAGGUGCAGUUAAAAACUAGCGUUUGUAGUCAGUAUGUAAUUCGGAUGCAACCAACAAACAGGUGCCUUUCUACCCUGGAGUGUGCUGCUGUUGCUCUUUCCAUCCUGGAGAAAAAUGAUUGCAUACAAGAGACUCUGCUUCGCCCUCUUCAAGCUCUGUGUUCUUUCCAGCUUCAGCACGGUGCUCAGAUUCGCCUCAGCAAGGAAUAUCUUCUGAAAAAUGGAUUGUAUCCCAAGCCAAUGCCAAAGAACAAACGCAAACUCAGGAAGAUGGAGCUAUUAAUGAACAGUGUUAAAAUUUAGCACGUCUCUCCCUGUGGUGCUAGUUUACCUGUUACUGGCUGACAAGACUGUGUUACAUCUUCCUCAGUUUAGGCUUUCGUUCUGAAGAAGGAAUGUUGGCCCAUUCUUGUGCUGAAGGACGAGGUCUGCUCCACAGCGUCUUAUGGUUCACUUCCAUUGACUUUGAAAAGCAGUUUCACGCUGCCUCUCAUUUUUGUUGUUUCUGUUUUUGUUUUGUUUUUUUCAAGAUAAGGUUUCUCUGUGUAGCCUGUAGACCAGGCUGGCCUUGAACUCAGAGAUCUGGCUGCUUCUGCCUCCCAAGUUCUGGGCUGAAAUGCAUGCCCCACCUCUAUCUAGCUUGUGUAUUUACUUUUAAACAAGUGCUUCCAAUACUUUUUUUUUUUUUUUUAAGAAUCUAUUCAAAAUAUAAUUAGUUGAGAGUAAGGAGCUGUUGUUUGUAAAAUGAGGAGAAUUGUGUCUGGGAACAUGUUCCCGGCAGUGUUUAUAGAUAUAUAGGUGUAGAUCACUGGUGGAAUAUACCCCGUGAAACUAACAUUUCAGCCUAGUGAAUGAAAUUAUAAGUGUGAAGUAAGUGACACAGAGGGCUGUUUAUUUCAUUAAGUAGUACAAAAGGAACAGGGGAACGUUACUGUUUACAGUUGUACUCGGACUCAGCUAAUGCGACUUACAUCUUCUAUUACCAUCUGAAUUCCUGUGGAGUCCAUUUAAUUUUGAAAUAACCUCAAAUGGGAGAUGCUGUGCAUAACUUUCAGUUUUUCAGUGUUCACUGAACAAGCUAACUGGUGGUAAGAGGUUUUUGAUGAAGUUUCUACAUGGAAAUGACUGAAGUAAAUUAUAAUAAAGCUAUCAUUUAAAAAACGUAUUUCUAUAAGUAGCUCUACUUACAUUUUUUUUAAAAAAGAGAAACAACUUUCAAUGUGGAAGAUAUAUUUCCUCACCUUAUUUGGAGAAUAUUUACUCAUAUUUUGUAUAGAAUAAGAGCAAUUUAUACAUUCUAUAUUUAUAGCCAAUUUAUAGUUAAACAUACACUUUGGCAAGAUCAAGAUAUUUCAUUUUGACUGUUGUUCACAAUUGCUAAGGUUUCCUGAAUCCAAGGUAACAGUGGAAGGGAGAGUCAAGCAUUCAUUUUAGUAGUGAUUUUGAAAAAUACCUCUGUGUGUGGCAUGAACACACACCAGUUUCUGACUAUUUUUAUGCUCAUUUGUCUGUUAUUGGCCAAGAUCAGAUACUCAUUAAGAGCUUAGCUGGUCCCAAUUAGAAUGCUAACAGAUAUGUAGCAUGUUAUGGAAAGAUAUUAAAAUUUAGGUUUGUCUUAAGUUGCUGACUUAUAUUUGCAUUUAAAAAUAAGUUGGUCUUUUAUAACCUAAAUGUCUAGUAUCAAUUGAUUAUUUAUUGAAAAAGUAGCAUAAUGUCUAAUGGUUUCUUAAGGAAUGAGUUAAAAAUCAUCUCAUAAUAAUUUUUUAUGUUGGAAAUAAACUUUAUAAAUCCUUUGAGUGUUAUGAUUGCUCUUUAAGAACAGUCUGACAAAUGAUACUAUUUAUAUUUCCAAACAUCAAUUUGUGUUUACCAUUUAGAAUAACUUUUAUGUUUUAAACAUACUGAAUACUUAAAUGCUUAAAGUUUAUUACUUUGGCUAUAUAUUUUUUCUUUUUUUUCUUUUUUUAAAGAAAAUGUAUCUAGAUAGAAGAAAGAUGGCAGAUUUGAGAUACUUGGCACUUUGCUGCAUAUGUGAAUCCAAACAGCAUCAGGUACAUGGCUACAGGGAGUGGGGAGUGACAUGUAAAGUCAGGAGUUCAGCAGCAGACAGAUUAGGCAAAUCCAGAAAAACAGAAGUUUAGAUUUGUUGAAGAAAUUGGACCCUAAGGUGGUAUGUAUUGAAGC